Molecule: messenger RNA, 6119 nt
Organism: Antechinus flavipes (yellow-footed antechinus)
Lineage: Eukaryota; Metazoa; Chordata; Mammalia; Dasyuromorphia; Dasyuridae
Product: zinc finger protein 30-like
Exons: 3
Coding region: 911-3217 (768 amino acids)
Biological process (GO): negative regulation of transcription by RNA polymerase II
Molecular function (GO): DNA-binding transcription repressor activity, RNA polymerase II-specific
Source: RefSeq, a predicted model, not a curated record
UGUGGAUUCUACGAUGUAUUAGGCACCGUUCGAAGAGGAGGAAAUGGGAGGAAGAAAGAGAAGGGGGUGCAAAGAGGGAGGAGGAGGAGGAAAACAGAAAGAAGGGGGCAGAUAAGGAGGAAGGGCAGGAAAGUAGGAGGGAGCUGAAGAGGCGGCCGCCCACCCCCCUUGCAGCCCGCUCCGGCCGGAUGCGCGGGGCCGGUCCUUCUGAGAGUGGCCAGGCUGCCCACCUGGAGCAGCACAGAAGAGGACGUUGGGAGGAAGAGUCGGGAAGAUGAGGAGGAAGCCGGACCACGGAGAAGCGAGGUGGGGGGAUGGGGGAGGAGGGGAGGAACCAGGUAAAGGAGUUCCCCCGGCCUAGACCUCCUAACCUUCUUCUCCCCACCCCCCCAUAAGCGCAUGUAGCGGGAGAACUACAAUUCCCAGAAGAUCUUGCGCACUUUCUAGCUAAGGGAUAGAAGGCUAAGGAGCUGGCAGAGAAUGCGCAGGCGCAGAACUCUUUCUUGCCUUCCCACCCAAGGACGCCAGCCUACAUCUCCCAGAAAGCUUUGCGUAUCCAAAAAGAGUCCCUUUCAGCGGGGGGAGUGGAGCCUCUGCCGUCUUUCGUCACUUCCACUCCCGCGGCUCCUCCCUCCAUCGACGGAACUCAGCUCGGGGUCCCUGUGUCCCGGGCUGCCGUGAGUGGGGGCGGGAGCGCGGCCUGCCGAGGGAGCGCCGAAGGGAAAAGGGGACAUUGGUAAGCCUCGGGCUGGUGGAGCGGGAGGCCGCCAGCGCGGAGAGGGCCGCGACUGCGCGGUGGCUUCUGGGCGCUGGGCCUAGGCCCGCCCCGCCCCCUCCGCGGGCCCGCCCUCUCAUUGGUCCCCCUAGCAGGGCCCGGCGCAGGAGCCAAUCAGCGUCGGAAGAGGACGUCAUGGCCCCCAUCUCACACCUGAGAGGCAAGUCUCACCAGGGCUCCGUGAACUUCCAGGACGUGGCCGUGAACUUCACGGCUGAGGAGUGGGGGCACCUGCGCCCUGCCCAGAAGGAGUUGUACCGGGAGGUGAUGCUGGAGAUCUACGGGCACCUGGUGUGCCUGGGUGAGGAUUCGGGUGCCCCGGGGAGGGUCCCCGCCCCAGCCCCCCUGGCUCCCGCUGCCCUCUCCCCUCCUCCUCCCAGCCCUGGACAGCUGUCAGCAGAGGGCAAGCACCCAGGAGAUGAAGACUUCCCCCUCGUGCCCAUCCUAUCCCCAUCCCAGCCCUCCGUGCCCUCUGAGGGGGAUCUCCUCAACUCGCUCCCAUUCCCCCGAGCAGGACUUGCGGCAUCCAAACCCGAUGUGAUCCAGCAGCUGGAACAAAGGCAAGCUCCCUGGAGGUCCGGGGAAGGCUCCUCCCGAAGCAGCCCUCCCGAUUGGGAAACUAGACUUGAAAACAAAGAGUUGGGUUCAACACUGGGCAUAUUUAUGGAAGACUCUUCCCGGAGAAAACUCAGAAUGGAGAGUCCUUGUGUCUUAAAGUUGAAAGAACCCUGGGAUUGUGAUUCCAAUCUAAAGAAUCUACAAAAUCGUGAGAAACCUCGCAGAGUAAAAAUCAUUUAUAGGAAAUGUCCCAGUAAAGUGAAAAGUCGUGAAUAUAAUAAGAAUGGCAGAAGUUCUGAUGUAGAAUCAAAACUUUCAGAAUCAAUCAUUCCUGAGGAUAAGAAGAAUGGGAAAUCACUUAGUAAUCGUUCAGAACGUAUUAAUAAUCAUAGAUUACAGACUGAAGAGAAACCUUAUGCAUGUAAUGAAUGUGGGAAAACUUUCCUUUGGUCAACAGAACUUAGCCACCAUCAAAAAAUUCAUACUGAAGAGAAACCUUUUGAAUGCAAAGGUUGUGGGAAGGCCUUCCGCUGGAAUUCACAACUCAUUCUACAUGAGGGAAUCCAUAGUGGAGAGAAACCUUUUGAAUGUGAAGAAUGUGGAAAGGCCUUUCGUCUGAGGUCACAGCUUACAUUACACCAGCGAAUCCACACUGGAGAGAAACCUUUUGAAUGCAACAAAUGUGGGAAAGCAUACAGACUUAGCUCACAACUUACUCUACACCAGAGAAUUCAUACAGGAGAGAAGCCUUAUAAAUGUAAAGUAUGUGGGAAGGCAUUUCACCUGAGUGGACGGCUUACUGUACACCAGAGAAUUCAUACUGGAGAGAAACCGUAUGGAUGUAAUGAAUGUGGAAAGGCCUUCCUCAUGAGGUCACAGCUUAUUGCACACCAGAGAAUUCACACUGGAGAGAAACCUUAUGAGUGCAACGAAUGUGGGAAGGUCUUUCGCCUGAGUGGACAACUUACUGUACACCAAAGAAUUCAUACUGGAGAGAAACCUUGUGAAUGUAAAGAAUGUGGGAAGUCCUUCCGUCUUCAGUCACAGCUUACUGUCCACCAGAGAAUCCACACUGGGGAGAAACCUUACGAAUGUAAUGAAUGUGGGAGAGCCUUCCGUCGGAACUUAGAACUUACUUUACACCAGAUCCUUCAUACUGGAGAAAAACCUUUUAAAUGUGAUGAAUGUGGAAAGGCCUUUGGCCACAGGACAAAACUUACUGUCCAUCAGAGAAUUCAUACUGGAGAGAAACGUUAUGAGUGUAAUGAAUGUGGGAAGGCCUUUUACCAGAGUGGACAGCUUAUUUUACACCAGAGAAUUCAUACUGGAGAGAAACCUUGUGAAUGUAAAGAAUGUGGAAAGGCCUUCCGUCUGCAGUCACAGCUUACCGUCCACCAGAGAAUCCAUACUGGGGAGAAACCUUUUGAAUGUAACGAGUGUGGGAAGUGCUUUCAGUGGAGGUCUCUAAUUAUAGUACAUCAGAGGAUUCAUACUGGAGAGAAGCCUUUUGAAUGUAAUGAAUGUGGAAAAGCCUUCCGCCUCCAGUCACAGCUUACUUCACACCAGAGAAUUCAUACUGGAGAAAAACCAUAUGAGUGUAAUGAAUGUGGAAAGGACUUUCAGUGGAGGUCUCUGCUCGCAGUCCAUCAGAGAAUUCAUACAGGAGAGAAACCUUUUAAAUGUAAUGAAUGUGGGAAAGCCUUCCGUCUCAGUGGUCAGCUUACUUCACACCAGAAAGUUCAUACAGGAAAGGAUCCUUAUGAAUGUAAUGAAUGUGGAAAGACCUUUUGCAGGAGAUCUCAUCUCAUUGGACAUAAGAGAUAUCAUAGUAGAGAAAAACUUUAUGAAAAUGAUGGAUGGGAAAGGCCCUUUGAUGUAGUAUAGGACUUAGCUGAUCAGAGAAUUCAUAUUGGAAAGAAAACUUUUGGAUAUAAUUAAUGUGGAAAGACUAUUUUGUAUGAGCUCUUAGCUUUGUCACUAUCAGGUAAUUCAUACAAGAAAGGAUUGUAAUGAGUGUGAGAAGUCCUACCGGAGAGCCCAUCUUGUUGUAUAUCAAAGAAUUUAUAAUGAAGAAACCAUAAAAAUGAAAUGAAUGUGAGGAAGACUUAGAGUACAAACUUUUCUCAUCAACAAAUGAUACAUAGAAAUAAAUGUGGGAAGACUUUCCACCUAAAAAGAUAGCUUGCUGGCUAUCAGAGAACUAUAUUUCAUCAAAAAUUUAGAAGAGUAAUAUACAUACACUUUUUUUUGAACAUGAUGUUUACUGGACAUCAGAGAAUUCAUUCUGGAGAUAAACUUUACAGAUGUGAUAAAUGUGGGAUUGUGCCUUCCUUUGGAACAUAUAGUUUAAUCAUCAAAGAAAAGAAAUUGGUAAUAAUGAAGGGGAAAAUAUCUUUCAGUGUAUCCACCUUACUCAGGCUUUUCAUACAUAUGAGAAAAACCACAUGAAUAAUGAAUAUAAAACAUCCUUCAGCCAGUAUAUCAGUUUAAAAUGUGAGCAGUCCUAUAAUCUGUCAGUUUCCAGGAAUGAGAAGGCAAUAGUCAUUUUACAUUGUGCCCUGGUAGGACCAGAUGUGGAGUAUUGGCUCCUGCUUGGGGCAUAACGAUUUAAGAAGGAUGGUGAAAAAUAUUUGAAAUACAGCAAUCUGAUCCUAAGCCAAUACUUGAAUGAGACACAGUAAAAAAGUGAGGGUGGUUAACAUGGAGAAGAGAAGAUUUGUAGCAUGUUAGCUAUAUAGAAGAGGGAUUGCAUUUGUUCUAUUUAACUCCAGAGGGACAUAUCCAGGAAAAAAAACAAAACUGAAAUUUGCAAAGACACAAGAUGUAGAAUAGCAAGAGAAUUAAUGAAAAGAAAUAGGAACAAGGAGGAAUAUAGCACCUCAGGCUACAAACUGUAUUAUAUAAAUACCAAUCAUUAAAAGUAUCUUGUAAACAGCAAAAAAACAAAAACCACGGACAAGGGAAGAAUUUAUGAUGAAAAAGCAUUAUAGGAAGUAAAAUGGAUAAUUUUGAUUAUAUUAAAUUGGAACGGGUUUACACAAACAAAUCCAAUGCAAUCAUAAUUAGAAAGAAAGCACAAAACUGGGAAAAUAUUUUUAAUAGCAAGUUUCUCUGAUAGAAGCUACAUUUCUCAAAUAUACAGGAAACUAACUCACAUCUGUAAGAAUAUAAAUCAUUUCCCAGUUUAUUCUUGUUAUUUGUCUUUUGUUCUCAAAGAAGACCAAUGACGUCAUGAGGAUGAUGUUUUGCCUUGCUCACAGAUUGAAUUUAAGUGAGGCAGAGAUGUGCAAAGUCAUCGGCCUCACUCAUCCAGAGACAUUGGAGUUCAGGGACAAGAAGAGAGUCAGAGUGACUGGUUGCCGCUUUAGGAUGUAGUGGGUGACUUUGGCCUUUUCAAAUUAAGGUCUUUCCCAAAUCUGUUUGCUGCAAUUGAGAAAUGGCCAAAAAAUACAUGUUCAGAAGAAGAAAUACCUAUAGUCACAUGAAAAAACAUUUUAAAUUGCUAUUGAUUAGGGAAAUUCAAAUUAGAAGAACUCUGAGCUACCAUUUCGCAUAUGUCAGGUUAGCUAAUAUAAUAGGACAAUGACAAAUGCUGGCAAUGUGGUAAAAAUGGGGACACUAUGCAUUGCUGGGAUUGUGAACUGAUCCAAGCAUUCUGGAGAGCAGUUUGGAACUAUGCCCAAAAGGUUAUAAAAUUGUGCAUACCCUUUGACCCAGCAAUACCAGUACCAGGUAUGUAUCCCAAAGAGAUAAAAGGAAAAGGACUUAUAUGUACAAAAAUAUUUAUUCCAGUUCUUUUUGUGGUGGCAAAGAAUUGGAAAUUGGGGGCAUGCUCAUCAAUUAGGAAAUGGCUAAACAAGUUGUGGUAUAUAACUGUGAUGGAUUCCUAUGAGCAGGACGGUUUCAGAAAAAAUCGGAAAGACGUGAACUGAUGCAAAGUGAAGUGAACUGAACCAGGAGAACCAUUGUACAUAGUAAUAGCAACGUUAUGGAAUGAAGAAUUGGAAUGACUUAGUUAUUCUCAGCAAUACAAUGAGCGAUAAUUUUGAAGUUCUUAUUAUGAAAAAUGCUGUGCACCUCAGAGAAAGAAGUGGUGAAGUUUGAAAACUUAAAAAAAAAAGAAAAUCCCCACAAACUUCAUCUUUCUUGAAGGGGUGUGGGGGAGGGGGAGAGGAAAAUCUGUUUUCUUUUGCAACAUGGCUAAUAUGGAAGUGUGUUUUGCAUGACUACACAUGUAUAAUCUAUAUCAAAUUGCUUGCUUUCUCAAGGUAGGGGUAAGGGAGGGAUAGAGAGAAUUGGGAACUCAGAAUUUUAAAAAAGUGUUAAAAAUUGUUUUUACCUGUAAUUGAAAAAUAUUUUAAAAAUUAAAAUAGAUCAAUGAAAUGGGUUAAACAACGGAGACUCAGACACUAGCACUCAGUAACCCUAUGUUCAAUAAACUUGAAAAUAAAUUGUACUUAAGAACUUUGAUUAAAAUUAGGAAAACUAGAAAGCAAUCUGGCAGAAAUUAGAGAAAUACCUUACAUGAUAUCUCACUACAUAUUCCAAAAGAAUACUUGACCUUAAUAUUAAAAAUCAAUACCAUGAAAUUAUUAAAGAGAAACAAAUCAUAUGCCUUUCCUAGCUAUGGUUAGGCCAUGCAUUGUCCAAAUAAGGGACAGGAAUGAUUAUAAAAGCCAAAAUAUAUAACUGAUUACAUGAAACUGAUUACAUGGCACAAACAAAAUUAAUGUACCCAGGAUAAAGGAAGUGGUUAAAUGGGAAUAAAUCUUUAUAUCAAAAUUUC